AUGGCCCUUAUAUUCAGUGAAUUUAAAAGGACGUGCCAAAAUUAUUUAAAAAAAUUAACUCCAAUUACUUUCCAUUUUUAUGAAUUUUUUUUUGUUAUAGGAAGGAAAAAUAACGUUAUUCGCAGAAGAUCUCGACGUGUACAUACAAAUUUACCUAGUCAAAGCGAGGAAAACCGUGCAUCCAGAAGAAAUGCAGAUCAAGAUAGAGAAAAUUUUUCUGAUGCAGAGAGAACAGAAGUAUAUGCCACAGCACAAACGUUGCAAAUUGACAUUUCAAAUUUGGAAAGUACACAACAUGAGGAAUCUCGGAUAAUCGAUAUUAUUUCUGAUUCGGAAACUGAUUUUACAAAUACGCAAGACCAACAGAGAGAAAAUUCUUCCAAUAUACAAGGAACAACAGUUACAUAUCCGAGAAUACAAGUGCCACAAACUGAUAAUCCAAGCUUGCAAAGGACACAACAUGAGGAACAUCAAGGAAUAAUCGACAUUGUUUCUGAUUCAGAGACUGAAUUCGUAGAUACGCAAGAUGAGUCAAUAUAUGAGGCUCCGGAUGAUGACUACGGAUAUUGGUAUUCGUCCACAAACACCAAUGAAAGCAGUGCCCGUACAGAAAAUUCUCCAUUUCACACUGUGGAUUGGUCUGGGCAGGACAGUCAAAGUACAUCAAAAGAAACAACUCAAGACAUUUGUACAGUGUGUUAUACUAACGAGCGCACACACAUUUUCAUACCCUGUGGCCAUCUCGCUUGUUGUUUGGAAUGCAUCGAACGUUUAGAAGCUAACCGAUGUCCGAUAUGUAACGUACCUUAUGAUAGCAGUAUUCGAGUUAGAAAACCAUAAGAUUUACUAGUGAUAUAAGUGAUAUUUUUUUCGUAAAAGCAGAAUGGUCUUUAAAAUAUCCAGAUAUUAAAUACCAUAGUAAAAGUAACACGAAUACGGCUAAUAGUGUCACUUAAGCUCUUGUCGUUUAAUGCUCUUGUUGUCUUGCCUGAUGCUUUUCAAUUUUGUUGUAGCUAUUCUAAUGUAACUGUCGACUAAACUUAAUACAAAGACAAAAUUGUUUCACGUUAGAGUUAAGUUACAUUUUGGCAAUAUAUUACAUUUCUAAAGGA
Messenger RNA from Wasmannia auropunctata (little fire ant), 1112 nucleotides. RefSeq names its product E3 ubiquitin-protein ligase cblA-like. NCBI's taxonomy places the organism in Eukaryota, Metazoa, Arthropoda, Insecta, Hymenoptera, Formicidae. Gene Ontology annotation, biological process: protein ubiquitination; ubiquitin-dependent protein catabolic process. Gene Ontology annotation, molecular function: ubiquitin protein ligase activity. Bases 1 to 840 code for a protein of 279 amino acids. The record is from RefSeq and is a predicted model, not a curated record. The transcript has 5 exons.